Messenger RNA from Nilaparvata lugens (brown planthopper), 1308 nucleotides. Its product is annotated as lipid storage droplets surface-binding protein 1. Lineage: Eukaryota; Metazoa; Arthropoda; Insecta; Hemiptera; Delphacidae. Bases 168 to 695 code for a protein of 175 amino acids. The transcript has 5 exons. The record is from RefSeq and is a predicted model, not a curated record. Gene Ontology annotation, cellular component: cytosol; lipid droplet. Gene Ontology annotation, biological process: lipid storage; positive regulation of triglyceride storage.
UCUACAAUCAGAUUGAUAACAAUAACGGACGUAUCUGAUCAAAGUUCAUUUGUGGCUUGUGGCUCUUUCGAUCACUGUAACUGUCCCAGUUGAAUAGUGUCAGCAUCUCAAGCAACUAGUCAAUUAUUUUCGUCAAUCAACAGUUCCAACUCCUUUUGAAAAAAGCAAUGGCUGACAAUAAAUCGAUUGAAGGACCCACUGGAAUGUGCUCAAUUAACAGGGUUGCCAAAUUGCCCGUUGUGGAGAGCACAUGGAAUGCUGCAUCAGGAAUGUAUUCCAAAGUAAAGGAAUCGAAUUCGUUUUUCAACAACGUUCUAAGUACAGCCGAGAGUACAAUGCAGUCAGCCGUGCAGGCGACGCAACCAAUCACACAGUCGAUCACUGAUAAACUGGAGAAGCCAAUCAAAUCGGUCGACUCAGUGCUCUGUUCAGGAUUGGAUUAUGUUGAAGACAAAAUUCCCGGCAUCAAAUCACCACCCAGUGAGAUGUAUGAGAACACAAAAAACCUAGUCUACAGAACGGUGCAACCAGCUGUGAAGUGUGUCUGCGACAACGUUCAGUUGGUGUCGACCGCACUCAGCCACCCCUGCCAAGCAGGAGAGCAGUGCAUCCGAUUCAUCAAAAAUGGCGGCAAUAGAGCCGUGCAGGAUCAGGAUGAACAGAAACAAGUGGAAACCGCAACAAAGAAAGAUUGAAUGCUGUGCUCAGCAUAUUUCAAAUUCGAGAAGAGACUGAAAGAAGCUUUAUUAUUGAAUAACAAAAACAAUUCAAGGAAACUAAAUUUGGAGAAUAUGUUCCAUGGAAUGUAUUGAAGUUCAACGUUUUCAAUAACAAUAUAGGCUAAAUUUUUAUGAAUUAGGAGAUCGAAUUAUUCUUAUGGAAUUAAUUUUUCAUAAUAGAAUUAAUUUCUCUUCGUUUUAGAUCGAAGUAGAAUGUAGAUGUUUUAUAAUCAAAAUUAUAUUUUUCGUUGUCGUUUUGUAAAGUUCUGGGUUUGUAGGUGAGCAUUUCAAUACCUUCUGAGUUGUUUCCCAUAGGCCAAUCAUUGUCGCUAUCUUAUUUUUUUAUGACCGUGUCUGAUGGUGUCUCGGUACCUUUGAUAGAUUUGAGAUGAAAGGUUGAUAAUUUGUCUACAACAGUUGUUGCUUGUAAUUAGAUUUUGAAUUAGAAUUAAGAGUAUUAUGAAAUCAGAAUGCAGGAAAAUGUGAGAGGGCACUCUUAAUCUGUGAUGGCCGUUUGACUGUGCAGAUUCUUCAUUUGGCCAGCGCAGGAGAGGCAUUGGUACAGGGGAAGGGUGUUGCCGAAGACCCU